AUGCUUGCAGCUCCUCCUUUUUCCAUUCUCGACACGCUAAAUGCUGUUGACGAUGCAUUGGAUCAUAAUGCCGACUUAGCAGACCAAAUAUUCCGCCUAGGAGCAGGUGCAUUUGGACUCCCGGAGAAACCGCACAUAGACUCCUGGAUGAACUGGCAAGGGAAAGCCAAACCGAACGACAUCUCCAAAGCGCAUUCAACUAUUCGUCAGUUUUAUCGAGACUGGUCUCACGAAGGGUUCACUCUCGAGGUUGAACCACUCCUCAAGACGAUCCUCUCGGACCUCGAAUUGAAUCUCCCUGCUGUCCAACCGCAUAACCAGUCUCCGUCGCUUCUUCUCCCUGGUGCCGGACUGGGCCGCGUACUAUUCGAACUCGCUCUGCGAGGCUUCCAUGCGACAGGUAACGAGAUCUCCUACCACCAACUGCUCGCAAGCAAUUUCAUUCUCAACAACACCGAACGCGUCCACCAGUACUCGGUUUACCCCUUCGCGCAUACAUUCACAAAUGUGGGGUCUCGCGCAAAUCAGCUCAAACGCUAUACAGUGCCAGAUGUUCAUCCAGGCGAAGCCUUCUCCUCCCGGCUUUCCGCCGGGUUACCAGUGGGUGAAAUGAACAUGACGGCCGGAGAUUUCGUGCUGUCCUAUUCCACGCCGGACUCCAAAGAGACAUUCGACGGGGUGGUAUCCCUGUUCUUUGUCGAUACAGCACCCAAUCUCCUUCGAUAUAUUCAGACGGUGCGGAAUUGCUUAAAGACAGGAGGCGCUUGGAUCAACAUUGGCCCACUGUUGUGGCAUUUUGACGAUCGUGCGCCCGGCGGAAAUACCGACGACGGCGACGACGAUGAACCAGGCGAAAACACGCGUUCAGAGUCUGGACCAAGCAGCCAGCCAAAACCGGAUCUCGAAGACAAAGGCAUCGCCGAACCGGGAUCCUUUGAACUCACUGACGAAGAAGUCGUUCUGCUCGUUUCACGCACGGGUUUUGAAGUGAUUACUCACGAGAUCCUGCCUGCCGAUUCGGGAUAUAUUCAGGAUCCAAACAGCUUAUUACAGAAUCGGUACAGGUGCAGUCACUGGGUCGCGAGGAAAGUUUGA
Messenger RNA from Cladophialophora psammophila CBS 110553, 1095 nucleotides. RefSeq lists its product as uncharacterized. Gene Ontology annotation, molecular function: S-adenosylmethionine-dependent methyltransferase activity. NCBI's taxonomy places the organism in Eukaryota, Fungi, Ascomycota, Eurotiomycetes, Chaetothyriales, Herpotrichiellaceae. The transcript has a single exon. The record is from RefSeq and is a predicted model, not a curated record. The coding region runs from base 1 to 1095 and encodes 364 amino acids.